UGUUUGAAAGGGACAGUUGGGUUGGACUUGCAUAUACAACCAGAGAUAAACCCCCAUUUAAAACAAAGCUACGACCGUGAAUCCCAUAAAUGCAUAAAAAAUACAAAGCAGGAGGAAGAAGAAGAAGCAGCCGAAACAGAAACAAAGAAACCACCAUGAAGGAGAAAAGUGAGAGCGGGGGAGGAGGGUAUGUAAGAGCAGAUCAGAUAGAUCUGAAGAGCUUGGAUGAGCAACUUCAGAGGCAUCUUAGUAGAGCAUGGACGAUGGAGAAGAACAAGAACAACAGGGAAGAUAAAGGAGAGGAAGGCGGCGGACAGCUGAGGCCUAGCAACACUGGGAGAAGACAAGAGUGGGAGAUUGAUCCUUCUAAGCUUAUCAUCAAAAGUGUUAUAGCUCGUGGCACUUUUGGAACCGUUCAUCGUGGGAUGUAUGAUGGCCAAGAUGUUGCUGUUAAACUUCUUGACUGGGGAGAAGAGGGCCACAGAUCCGAGGCCGAAAUAGCUUCACUUCGAGCAGCUUUUACUCAAGAGGUUGCGGUGUGGCAUAAGCUUAAUCAUCCUAAUGUAACAAAGUUUAUAGGGGCGACAAUGGGCUCAUCGGACCUGAACAUACAGAUGGAAAAUGGUCAAAUUGGCAUGCCAAUUUGUUGUGUUAUUGUGGAAUAUUGUCCUGGGGGUGCACUGAAAUCCUACUUGAUAAAGAAUCGGAGAAGGAAGUUGGCUUUUAAGGUAGUCAUUCAAUUGGCUGUAGAUCUUGCACGAGGGUUGAGCUAUCUUCACUCCCAAAAGAUUGUCCAUAGAGAUGUCAAGACAGAAAACAUGCUUCUGGACAAGACGCGUACCGUAAAGAUUGCUGAUUUCGGGGUUGCUCGACUCGAGGCUUCGAACCCUAAUGACAUGACCGGAGAGACUGGAACACUUGGUUAUAUGGCACCAGAGGUCCUUAACGGCAAUCCCUACAAUAGGAAGUGUGAUGUGUAUAGCUUCGGUAUCUGCUUAUGGGAGAUAUACUGCUGUGACAUGCCGUAUCCUGAUCUUAGCUUCUCGGAAGUGACAUCGGCUGUCGUCCGUCAGAAUCUGAGGCCGGAGAUACCUCGUUGCUGUCCGAGUUCUCUUGCAAAUGUAAUGAAAAGAUGCUGGGAUGCAAACCCCGACAAACGGCCGGAGAUGGACGAAGUGGUGUCGAUGUUGGAGGCGAUUGACACAUCAAAAGGCGGAGGCAUGAUUCCGCAUGAUCAAACUCAAGGUUGUUUGUGUUUUCGGAGAUACCGCGGACCUUGAUAUUGAAUUAAAUAUGGUAGCAGAGCUAAGUAACAUUCCAGUUUAUUCAUAUAUUUCAUUUGAAUUGGAAAGUAAGAGCUGAUGAAAGUAGACAGUUGUGGAGUUCAAUAUCUGCUAUUCCAGCAUCCAUAUGUCUCUUUUGGAUAAUGGGAACAGAGGCGGAAGGCAUUGGAAGUCGAGGUCUUGGCCCUUAAACAAUUUUGAUUUUUCAUAUUUUCUUUUCUUAA
Molecule: messenger RNA, 1507 nt
Organism: Gossypium raimondii (Peruvian cotton)
Lineage: Eukaryota; Viridiplantae; Streptophyta; Magnoliopsida; Malvales; Malvaceae
Product: serine/threonine-protein kinase STY13
Exons: 6
Coding region: 90-1280 (396 amino acids)
Biological process (GO): protein phosphorylation
Cellular component (GO): plasma membrane
Molecular function (GO): ATP binding; protein kinase activity
Source: RefSeq, a predicted model, not a curated record